Molecule: messenger RNA, 930 nt
Organism: Darwinula stevensoni
Lineage: Eukaryota; Metazoa; Arthropoda; Ostracoda; Podocopida; Darwinulidae
Source: the annotation of a GenBank genome assembly
CGCUGCAAGCAACAUGGCGUCCUCGAUGACUUCACGUGCCCGAAAAGGCGGAGAACUUAUUAAGUGCAGGUCUGCUUUGCAGGGUUUCGGCCUGUGGUCGACGAGAGAAUGAUCUCAAGUGAGGCCGCUUCAGAAUGGACGUCGGUGCUCCCGCUGAACGCCUGCAUCGAGGCGGCGGUGAAAGGAAUCGAGUUCGCCGUGUCGGGUGCGCUGGACUCUUUGGACGAUGACGUACUACUUCGCUUGUCCAAGUCCAUAUUGGAUAUUCAUGCGAUGGGAAGAGAUAUUGGAGGGGACCUAUUGGAAAAACUUCUCCUCAUCCUCAUGGAAAGAAAUGCCAAUCUGGAGUCAGAAAAGGAUGCUCAAUUCUGGAAGAAAACUUGGCAACUCUGUUUGCAACAACGUCUUCCUCUGACUCCUGAUCUGAGAUGCAAGAUCCUGUGCAGCUUCCCAUCCUGUUUCCAGAUGGAGCUUCUGCGAUGUUUUGCAUCAGAUAAUGCAGAAUCACAUCUCAUACAGGCCUGCAAAAUGUUUCCAGAACUGUUCCAGCUGGUGUGUCUCACCUGCGAGGCCUUCAUAGUAGAUACAAAGGAUCCCAAGUGCUGUGUUUUUGUGCAGCGGUUCCUUGCAAACUUCCAGGAUGUCUCUCACCUCAAUCUUUACCCUCUGAAGGUCCGUCCUUUUGUCAUCAUGCUGCAAAGCCUGCCAUACUUGGACCCAGCUGGUAGUGCAUCUUCCAUCAGCAUGUUCUGUGAUAUGGCACCUGCACACUUAUUUGUGGGCAGUGACUUUGCUUCAUGGCUAAGAAUAAUUUUCUUGCAAUAUCCUGAUGGAUAUGCACAAUGCAUUGCCCAUGCCAAGUUUGCUUUUGUUCUCAGGGCUCUUCGUGCAGCGUCUCCAUCCCACAUGAAGAAUGAAUUAUUUCAGUGA